Molecule: messenger RNA, 1018 nt
Organism: Stegodyphus dumicola
Lineage: Eukaryota; Metazoa; Arthropoda; Arachnida; Araneae; Eresidae
Molecular function (GO): fatty acyl-CoA hydrolase activity
Source: RefSeq, a predicted model, not a curated record
UGCUGUGGUAAAGUGUGAUUGAUGAUACAGUUCUCUUUUUUUAUUUUGCUUCCAUUAUUAUAUCUUCCGCAUAAAAUCAAGAAAAACUGCCUAUUUCAUGGCCAAGUACUUCUGUUUCCCCAGAAGUUGGAAGUCAUGUCAGCUGGUGCUGGUCAAUGUGUAUGCGAAUUAAAGAUAGCAAAUGAACAUAAGAAUCGUGCUGGACUUUUACAUGGUGGAAUGACUUCAACACUUGUGGAUGCUGUAUCAACAAUGGCUUUGUUUAGCAAAAUUGAAAGGCCUGGUGUUAGUAUUGAAAUGAGUGUUUCUUUUAUCCGACCAGCCAAUAUUGGUGAUGAGCUGUUCAUCGAAGGAAAAAUUUUGAAGGUUGGAAAAAAUCUUGCAUUUUUAACAGUUGAUGUGAAAAAUAAAAUAACAGGGCAAAUAAUUGCACAGGGUAAACAUACCAAAUUUGUUGGAGAACAAGCUAGUACAGCCACACCAUCAUCUACAAUUGUAUCCUGAGAAUUUGUGCCAUGAACUGAAAAAUUUUACAUGCCAUCAUUCAUACUUAUGUGUAGUAUAUUUUUAUAUGUUGAAACUUCUUCCUUCUUUUGUGUUCAGUAACGUUGUUAUGAAAAGAAAAAAAUAAGUGUGUAUUGUUUUAAAUGCAUUUUUUGUACAGAAUCUUGAAAAAUUCAUGAAAAGUUUUUUAAUUUUUUUAAACAUAUUUUAAAGCAAAAUUAAACAGAGGUGAAUUAAAAAUGAACAUAAUGUAAUGUUACUUGGCUGCAAAUUAGAAUUAGACAUUUCAAAACAUGCAUUAAUAUAACAUUGAAAUGACAGUUUCUUUGUUUCAGAACUUGAUAAAAAAAGUUAGUACAGAUGUUCUAAAUUAUAUUUCAUGUUACCUUUUAGUGUUUGAUAUAUAUUUGCAAUUGAAAUGUAUUCAUCAGUUGUGUAAAACUGUAAAAAAAUUUUUAAGUCUUCAACCAAAUUAUUGUAAUAAAUUUUUGAGACAUUUUUUUUUCGUUAAAGA